CAUGGGACCCACCGCCCUCCACGUCGUCAUCGCCGUCGCGGCCCUCCUCCUCGCCGCCGCCGCCUCCGCCGCGUCGUCCCAGGAGCCUCCGGCGACGCCGUGCGCGGCGGCCAUCGUGGCCUUCUCGCCGUGCCUGGCGCACGUCGCGGUGGUGGCGCCGCCCGCCGUGGCCGCGCCCGCGCCCACCGGCGCCUGCUGCGCGGCGUUCCUGCGCGCCGUCUCGGCCGGGGACGGCGAAGGCGGCGGCGGGGAGGGAUGCUUCUGCCACCUCGUCCGCGACCCGCUCCUCUUCGGCUUCCCCGUCGACGUCGGGCGCCUCGGCGCGCUCCUCCCCACCUGCGCCUCCGCCAACGCCUCCGCAGCCACCACCGUCGAGGCCGAGGCCCUCUUCGCCGACAAGUGCCGAGAGCUCAAGUCACUGCCUGAGAUGCAUUUGUCACCUCCAUCACCACCUCCUGCGCCAAAACUUUCUCCAGCUGCCGUCCCAGGACCAGCGUCGUCCCCGAAGGUGGAGGCGGCGCAAUCGACGACGUCCACGCCACGUGAUCGGUCAGGAUCGGAUGGCUUGUGUGCCUUCCGGGUUUCGCUCAUGGCGUUGGUCUUCACAGCAGCAGUCUUGAUCAUGUUGCAGCUCUGGUAGACGCUUGCCCUCGCUCUCGACACACAUACUUGUGCCUGCUCCGUGUUUCUUGAUCGGCUCCUAAUGUUGGCUAUGGUGAAGUGUCAUGUGAUGCCGCGUGGCAGGCUUAUAAUCUCUGAAAACUCGUCCUUACUACUGGUGCAGUUUUUCGUAUGCGUAGUCUGACAGUACAGGUAACUGCUGAUUGGUGACAUUCAUGUACCGUUGCAAACAUGGUAGGAACACGUACAAUGCAGUUUUACACCCUAUCCUUUCCGAGACACAAAA
Brachypodium distachyon (stiff brome) is the source of this 907-nucleotide messenger RNA. RefSeq lists its product as uncharacterized. The transcript is spliced from 3 exons. The coding region runs from base 2 to 640 and encodes 212 amino acids. NCBI's taxonomy places the organism in Eukaryota, Viridiplantae, Streptophyta, Magnoliopsida, Poales, Poaceae. The record is from RefSeq and is a predicted model, not a curated record.